This is a messenger RNA of Mesorhabditis spiculigera, 966 nucleotides long. The record is from the annotation of a GenBank genome assembly. Lineage: Eukaryota; Metazoa; Nematoda; Chromadorea; Rhabditida; Rhabditidae.
AUGGUUGUUGAGGACGAAGCAAAGAAGAAACGGAGUUUGGAGCGUUUCAAGCCAUACAUGAAUAACCACGCGUUGCCGCGCGCUGCCUUUGAUAACCUUACCGUCGACCUGCUGCCAGAUAAAGAUGAAAAGCUCGGCUUUUCCAUCCUCCGCGAGCUCGUCGUCAAAGUCAACCCAAAUUCGGUUGCCGGCGGAAAAGUGAAGGUCGGGGACCUGAUUCUAUCGGUCAACGGGAAGGCGGACAACGUGAAAGCAGCGAUGGUGGCGCUGUCGAAAAGUGGGAAGGAGGGCAAGCUUGAGAUCGCUCGACUUCGGACGCGCUUCGUAUUGCCGGUCACGGCCGCCGCCCAGUUGCCGAAUUUGAUGGAGGGCUUCGAGUACAGCCGGAUUGUCCUCUACUUCUUGAAGGGGUUGCCGGUCGGGCUGACGUUGGUGGCCAUUGAGGAGAAGGUAUACGUCGACCACGUGGACCCGGACUCCUCCUCGGCGAUGACGUUCGGCCAGGGCGAUUGUAUCCUGGAAGUUGAGGGCGUCAGGGUGACGUCGGUGGCUCAGGUAAACGACUACUUCAAGCAGUUGGCGGCAAAGUCGUCGUGGGCGACGAUGCUGUGCGAGGCGCCCGACUGCGACAUGACGCGCAACAUGAUCCGGAAUCGGAUCAAUGCCGCCCGCGACGCUCCGCCACCUGACCUGGGACUGCCGCCGGACGUCAUCGAGUUCCUAAAGUCGGCCAAGAUCGGCGCCAAGACACCGACCCCAAUUCUGAAGGAAGACAAGGAGAAGAAGGACAGCAAAGAAAAGAAGGACAAGGCCAAGAGAGCCGUUCAUUUUGAGGACAAGUCGCUGUGGACGCCGACCCCGGUCGAUGGGGAUAUGAAGCUGUUGGUUAAGCCCGCCCCAAUCCGGAAUGCCGCGGCGGAAGGAGCGCCGGUGCAGAAGACGACCGAGCAGAAGACCACCGACAAG